Messenger RNA from Cicer arietinum (chickpea), 2361 nucleotides. RefSeq lists its product as uncharacterized. The record is from RefSeq and is a predicted model, not a curated record. NCBI's taxonomy places the organism in Eukaryota, Viridiplantae, Streptophyta, Magnoliopsida, Fabales, Fabaceae.
ACUGAAAUUUGUGCCUCUGAACUCUGAAAGGUAAAUGUGGAAUAGUGAGUACAUAUUCAAGUUCAGCUGGUGUGUGUGCAGCUUACCAGUGAAAACUAAUCUCCAAUUAUGGUCCUUUUAAUGUUCGAUAAAUUAAUUUCAUUGUUUUUUUAUUGUACAAUUUGGAAUUUACUGUUCGUGAAGAAAAAUAGGACCAUCUAUAUUUUGUUGCAGAUGUGAUGAGGCGCAUAAAUGUGCUGAAAGAGGAGGCUACAAGAAUUGCCGAAAAUAUCACACUUAGUCACAAUGAGAAGAGCAAGAUAAAUUCUGCUCGUUAUUCAGCAAUGAUGGCUCCAUUAGUUGUGGCUUUGGAACGUUGUUUAGCUUCAACUUUCUCGAAAUCCUGAGACUCCUCAUGAAGCUUGGUUCCAAGGAGAGUAUAAAGACCAACUGAAAUCAGCUAUUUUAUCCUUCAAGACUCCUCCACCAUCUUCUUCAGCUCUAUGGGAUGUAUGGCGGCCUUUUGAUGGUAUUGCUGCAUCCUUGGCUUCUUACCAGAGGAAAUCAUCAAUUUCCUUACAAGAAGUUGCACCGCGCUUGGCUCUGUUAUCAUCUUCAGAUGUUCCGAUGCCAGGUUUUGAGAAACAAAUGAAAGUACCUGAUUCUGGCAAAGCAAGUGAUCUUCAAGGGGUUGUCACUAUUGCCCCUUUCCACGAACAAAUCACUAUCUUAUCAACAAAGACUAAGCCUAAGAAACUGGGUAUACUUGGCUCAGAUGGUCAUGUACAAACCACUUAUGCUUGAUGAGUAUUGUAAUGCACAUGAAACUGCUUGAGCAGCAAAGUCAACAGCUUCUUUCAUGAUUCUGGUUUUGAGAAACAAAUGAAAGUACCUGAUUCUGGCAAAGCAAGUGAUCUUCAAGGGGUUGUCACUAUUGCCUCUUUCCACGAACAAAUCACUAUCUUAUCAACAAAGACUAAGCCUAAGAAACUGGGUAUACUUGGUUCAGAUGGUCACGUACAAACCACUUAUGCUUGAUGAGUAUUGUAAUGCACAUGAAACUGCUUGAGCAGCAAAGUCAACAGCUUCUUUCAUGAAAAGACAAGUGAAUGAGUUGAAAGAAGCUCUUCGAAAAACUACCCUCAAGGUCGUUCAGAUGGAAUGGAUGCUUGAUGUUUGUUUGAACCCAUCAUAUAACAGAGGAAUCAAAUAUGAGAAGUAUCUUGAUACCGAUGACAGCUUGUAUCCAAUCAUUUUAAACCUCAGCAGAUCUAAAUUAUUGGAAAAUAUACAAUCUGCCAUUUCAAAAAUCACGUCGUCAUUAGAUAGCCUUCAGUCUUGUGAACAAACUUCUCUUAUAGCUGAAGGACAGCUUGAGAGAGCAAUGGGCUGGGCUUGUGGGGUUCCAAGUUCAAAUAGUUCUGGAAAUACUUCAACUAAAAGUUCAGGAAUUCCUCCGGAGUUCCAUGAACAUAUUAAGAAACGGAGGCAGAUUUUAUGGGAAUCUAGAGAAAAAGCAUCAGACAUGGUGAAGUUAUGUAUGUCAGUAUUAGAAUUUGAAGCAUCAAGAGAUGGGUAUUUGCUUAUACCAGGGCAACCAUAUCCCUUUAGGAGUAGUGUUGAUGGAAAUACAUGGCAGCAAGUGUACUUGAAUUCACUAACAAGAUUGGAUGUUACUUUCCAUUCUUAUACGCGUACUGAACAAGAGUGGAAGCUUGCACAAUGCACUGUUGAAGCUGCUUCCAAUGGCUUAUAUACUGCAACCAAUGAACUCUGCAUUGCCUCUCUGAAAGCAAAGUCAGCUUCUGGUGAUUUACGAAGCACAGUUCUUUCAAUGAGGGAUUGUGCAUAUGAGGCUAGUGUCGCAUUGUCUGCUUUUGCUCGGGUUUCAAGGAUACUUACUGCUUUAUCUUCUGAAUGUGGUUCUAUGCUUGAAGAGGUGCAGUCUUUAAAGUUUUUGAUGUUGUCUUGUAUUACUGUGGAUUAUAAUUUUGAACUAAUUUUCCGCUUAGUGUAUAGAAUUCAAUGUCUUUUGAUGUCCAAUCCAUGUAUUGUUUAGAUAUGGUGGGACAAACAAUACUAGACUUUUAGGGGAGCUAGAAGAGGAGAGGGAGAAAGCACUAUCAAUACUAAAUGUUGCUUUAAGUUCAUUACACAAUGAGGUUAAGCAUAGAUUACUUCAUAUAUAUAGUGAUUUGUCAGGCAGAAGAAAUCAAUACAGCAGGUUGCAGAAUGAUUCUGGAACUAUUGUUGCUGAGUUUGAAGAACAAGUAGAAAAAUGUAAUCACCUGACAGAGUUUGUCAAUGAUCUACGGCAUUUAUUGGAAAGGACACCCUUUCUGUUGUGAUAUAAACAAAGAUAAUUCAAAGUUUUCUUCUGAA